Myotis myotis is the source of this 1620-nucleotide messenger RNA. It is a transcript of the gene GTF2H2C, whose product is annotated as GTF2H2 family member C. Gene Ontology annotation, cellular component: transcription factor TFIIH holo complex; transcription factor TFIIH core complex. The record is from RefSeq and is a predicted model, not a curated record. The transcript is spliced from 15 exons. Lineage: Eukaryota; Metazoa; Chordata; Mammalia; Chiroptera; Vespertilionidae. Gene Ontology annotation, biological process: regulation of transcription by RNA polymerase II; DNA-templated transcription; nucleotide-excision repair. Gene Ontology annotation, molecular function: zinc ion binding. The coding region runs from base 174 to 1310 and encodes 378 amino acids.
ACCACCUCCACUUGAAGCGGUCGGAACGUUUCUGCCACACCUCCGCGUUCGGCGGAAGGACUUCGGGGGCGCCCUGAGAGCGGAUUGGGCGGAGAUUCCGGGCAGAGCGGCUUCCGGGCAGAGCGGCGUCGGGCCGGACCGGAUAUUGAAUAAUAUAAUACAUUUAAGAAAAAAUGGAUGAAGAACCUGAAAGAACUAAGCGAUGGGAAGGAGGCUAUGAAAGAACAUGGGAGAUUCUUAAAGAAGAUGAGUCAGGAUCACUGAAAGCUACAAUAGAAGACAUUCUCUUCAAAGCAAAGAGAAAAAGAGUAUUUGAGCACCAUGGACAAGUUCGACUUGGAAUGAUGCGCCAUCUUUAUGUGGUAAUAGAUGGGUCAAGAACAAUGGAAGACCAAGAUUUAAAGCCGAAUAGACUGACAUGUACUUUAAAGAUUGGAAUUAUUGUGACAAAGAGUAAAAGAGCGGAAAAACUGACAGAACUCUCAGGAAACCCUAGAAAACAUAUAACAUCUUUGAAGAAAGCUGUAGAUAUGACCUGCCAUGGAGAGCCAUCUCUUUAUAACUCCUUAAACAUGGCUAUGCAAACUCUAAAACACAUGCCUGGGCAUACAAGUAGAGAAGUCCUAAUCAUCUUUAGCAGCCUCACAACUUGUGAUCCAUCUAAUAUCUAUGAUCUAAUCAAGACCCUAAAGACAGCUAAAAUUAGAGUGUCUGUUAUUGGAUUGUCUGCAGAAGUUCGGGUUUGCACUGUACUUGCUCGUGAAACUGGUGGCACAUACCAUGUUAUUUUAGAUGAAAGCCAUUACAAAGAAUUGCUAACACAUCAUGUUAGUCCUCCUCCUGCUAGCUCAAGUUCUGAGUGCUCACUGAUUCGUAUGGGAUUUCCUCAGCAUACCGUUGCUUCUCUGUCUGAUCAAGAUGCAAAGCCCUCUUUCAGCAUGGCGCAUUUGGAUAGCAAUACUGAGCCAGGACUUACAUUAGGAGGCUAUUUCUGCCCACAGUGUCGGGCAAAGUAUUGUGAGCUUCCUGUUGAAUGUAAAAUCUGUGGUCUUACUUUGGUGUCUGCUCCCCAUUUGGCACGGUCUUACCAUCAUUUAUUUCCUUUGGAUGCUUUUCAAGAAGUUCCCCUAGAAGAAUAUAAUGGCGAAAGAUUUUGUUAUGGAUGCCAGGGGGAAUUGAAAGACCAACAUGUCUAUCAUUGCACUGUGUGCCAAAAUGUUUUCUGUGUGGACUGUGAUGUUUUUGUUCAUGACUCUCUCCACUGUUGUCCUGGCUGUAUUCAUACUAUUCCAACUCCUUCAGGUAUUUGAUUUCAGCAUAUAAUACACAUUAUAUGUGUUAAAAAGAAACUUGCAACUGUAAAUAAAAGAUUCUUUAGAAGAAGCUCCAAUUAAAACAUGAAAAGCAGUUCAAAAGGAAAAUCUGACUUAAACUUUUUUGCUAAGAAAAUGUAAUAUUUUAUUAUAUUUUAAAAUUUGUGUCCUGCUACAGCAAUCCCUAGAAUUCAAUAGUAGUUCUUUUAGUUAAUUUUGUUUUCUAUUGUUUUUGAGUCAUAAUGUUUUCUUUUUUUAAAAAUAAUUAUUUAUUGUUGAAAGUAUUACAUAUGUCACCUUUCCCCCA